AUGCAUUUCGCAACUAACAUUUUCGCAUAUAACCGCGUGAAAUUUCACCUGUUUUAGACGAUUUUUUCUCAGAAUUUUUCGUCCAGUAUUUUCUUGGAAUCAGAUUUUAAGCAAAGUGAAACAAUCGCUAAAGUGUGUGAUUAACUAAUAAUUAAUUGGAAUCGUUGAUACCGGCACAGUGUUUUUUGAUCAUAAUUUUGUUGUUGAAAAUGCAAGUAUAAACAUUGGACCCGAUCGAUUAAAAACAAACUUUAUUAGUGACUCAGUUUUUACGAACUUUCUACUUUAAAAUUCCUUCUUCGGUUGAUAAAAUAUCAAAAAAAAGCUUUUCAAAGGAAAAAUAUUUGGUUGGUGCGAUAAGGUAUAAACUCUAUAUGCUUAUGCAUACGGUUAGUGCAAAAACAUUUAUUGCCUCACCUAACGUGAGCGCCAUCUGUUCAAUUUGAACAUGAAAACAAACAAAUUGAUCCAUACAGAGUUAUAAUACAACAACAUCUCUAUAUAGACGAAACGCUGUGGUUCGUUUUGUUCGGCAUAUUUUUUAUACACUGCCUUCAUUUCCACCGAUUCAUAUAUCGGUUGGCAGCUGGAGUCACUUUGUUUGUUUUCAUGUUCACACCGAAUAGAUGGCGUUUGCGUUAGGGAGAGCAAUAAAUGCUUUUGCACUAAAGGUAUGUGCUUAUGUGUCAUGCGAGUUAUCGCAAGCGUGUUAGUAUUACAGCCAACCGCACCAAUCUUGCUCGAAUCUAUAUGAGUACUCUCGAGCUUUUCACGAAUCUUUUUAGUGGAUCUGCAAAUCACAUAGAAACAAUCUAUUGAAAAUGGAAUUGAUAUAAUUUUGACGUGUCAGUUACUCACAACUGACUUGUAGAUCUGCAAAAAAAAAAUCGGUGCCACGACUCGUAGCGAAUAGUUUGAGAAUUUCUAUAAAUUUUUACGAGUCUACAUCGGAAUUAUGUGCAUAUUGUCUGACUCGCGAUGACAAGUUGGCCCCUAAUAAUCUUCCUUCUCUUUUCAUCAAGUUGAACUAGCAUCAUAAACAUUUCUUAGAAAAUCGUUUCAGAAUUCAAUGAUUACGUCAUUUUCGUGUAAGUACUUCAUAUCUUUCAUUACGUAUAACUUAUGAUUGCGUAUCCAUUUGUGUAGUCCGACAUCCAGUCAACAUAGAACUUUUGGACGAACAUGUUUUCUUCUACUUUUGUAGUGCUGUAAAGGUCGUUGAAAGGGUGACAAAGUUGUUUUCAUCAGUGUUUCAGUACUGAAAGGAUUUGUUUAUUUAUUCAUUGAAGCUGCAUUUGUAGUUGCCGCAUGAUGUGUCACAAAACAGUUUCCACGUAAAAUGGAGUGAUGUGUUUAGAAACGAUCGCAGAAAUAUGAAAUCGUUUUAAUUUUGAGAUUGAAACGAAUUGAAAACAGCAACAAAAGAAAGAGUAGAAAAAAAAAAUAAUGAGUUGAAUCUAAGUAACUUUCAACGAAACUAUUAUAGUCACAUUUGCUGGUGGUUUGCAUUUCAAUGGCAUGUGUUGUACAGGGAAUGUCAUACCAUUUCAAUAUAUAUGUAUACAUAUAUAUGACAUGGGAGAACAGCAACAAAAUCAACCGCAAGAUGAAAUUACAUGAAAUGGAAACUGUAAUGUUUCGAACAAGAGCGCAAAAUAUGUAUAUCAGUUGUGUUUUUUUCUUCAUUAUUUUAAAACAAUUGAAAUAUCGACAGCGAUUGUCAAGCCAUAGUUGUUGAUAUCUAAUCUCAUUUUGGUUUAGCAUAGAAAUUUGUCGGCAAUGUGUGCUUGUGCGAGGAGCGACGAGAGAGCGAGAGAGAGAGUGUAUUAUUUGAAUAAGAGCGCGCGCGAUCGCUUUCCAUAAAACCAAAUCCAUUAGUGAGAAUGUGUAUCCGUUUCGGCUUGGUGACACUUGGAAUUGGAACGGUGUUUGAAAUUCCUAAAAAAUUCAUUGUCCAACACACGUGAUUGGCGAAUUACCGAAUACUGCGGAUAGUGGCGUGGUUUGAAUACGAAAUCGAUCGAAUUAUUCAUUUCCAUAAAUUCAGUGAAAUCUUUGGAUUUUUUGGCCGAUGUGACGUAAUUCUUGUCGAUUGAGAUAACAAUCUACUACAAUCGAUUGCAAAUAUUUCUCCUUUGAUCGCAUCAGUCUUAUCAUAAGCGCAAACAUUUUAAUACCGCGGUGGCUUUUAUCAAUUAUCGCACGUUAUCAGGCAUUAUGACGAACACAAUAAAAAAACAACACCACCAAAUUACAUUUUAUGUGCCCAGUUUUGUCACACAUCUGGCUGGAACAGAGACAAAGAAGAAUAACAACAAUAAAAAAGCAGUUCGAAAAAGAUGUUCCGCAUGCGCGUUCCGUGAUUGCUUGCUCAAGUGUGAGCUGACGCGCGCACACACGAGCAUUCCUAUCGAAUAUUUUAUUCAAAUUGGCAAUAUUUUUUUCUUCGCUUCGAUUAUUAAGAUGUUUCGGUUCGAUUGCGUGUCAACAAUUAAUUGCCUUUUGAACAUUACAUAGCGUUUAUCAUUAAAAUUUGUGCGUGUGUGACAUUUGUCUGUAAAGUAAGAAAAAAAGAGAGAAAAAAAGCAUUCCAAAUUGAAUAUAGCCAUUGAAAGUUUCCCGUUCAUUUUCAUCAUUUGUUUUUAUCGUGUCUCGCGUCAUAGGAUAAAAUAAUCUGAACAUUUCUCUCAAAAAUAGCACACCAUUUUGUUUUUAAAUGUUCAGUUUGGAUUUGUUAUUUUAUGUAUCUUUUUCGUGUAAUUGAAAUAUAAAUCGCGUCGACACAAGAACAGUGUGCGACAAGAGCAACAAAAAAUAAGAUGUGCAAUUAAUGUAUUUGAGUUCAGUUGGCUGUUUUUAGUCAGUUGUUUUGAGUUUUAUUUUGAUUCGACUUCGGCUUCGACGGUGUUUGUGUGUGUGUACUUUUUUCUAUUAAAAACAUCAAAACAACGUGUUGGACGUUAGUCAGAUGCGAAUUGUGUGCAUCGUUCAUUGAAAGAUUGAGAGAGAGAGAGAGAGAGAGAGAGAGAGAGAGCUAGAGAAUGUAUUGGCGCUCACAAGGGGCUUUGUGACGACGAUGACGACAACGGCUGUGGCAUCGGCGGCGACAAUGGUGAUUUAAGACAAAUAUUAGGCGUCCAAGACACAAGAUACAGCGACACAUUUCAUUUGCAAAUAUCUAGAAUCGCACACUCGAUACAUUUUCACCAUUUCAAUACAUGAUCCAAUAGAUUCUCUGUCGAAAUAGAAGCGAUUCACGCGAUUUUCACGCGAAAACAUUUUGUUUGAUUUAUUAUGGAUGUUUUAGUUUUGGUGAGGCGAUGCGAACAUGUUUAUUUAGUUUAGUAGUUGUCAAUGUUUUUUCUCUCUCUCGUGGUCGUCGUCGUCGUCACCGUCGUGUUGUUCGUCAGCAACAUGCGCUCGCUUGAUACAUGACGAGUGAUCGGUUCUCUCGUUUUUUUUUUUGGCUUUGAUCACUGUCGCUUACUCUUUCAUUUGUUCGUUUGUAUGAUCGAUAAGUGCGAACAGCAUGCUCUUACGCGCUCUUAUUCACUGUUCUGCUCUGCUCAUUUGACUGCUGCUCGUAACUUCGGCCAUUCAUUCGGAUCUUUGUCGCAAGUUGCUUGUUAAUGUGAUCAUUUUGUGAUUGUUGUUAUUAUUAUUGUUGUUGUUGUUGUUGUUGUUAUCAACACAUAUCUCGUGUAUUGUGUGUGAGAUGAAUGUAUGUUUUUUUUAUUUCGUCUUUCCUUUUUUAUUCGGUAUUGUACACUAUGCUGAUGUUCGUAUACAUACAUACAGAUUUGUGUGCUUUAUAUCUCGUUCUUUCCCCACGUUCGUUCGCUAGCCCGCCCGCUUGUUGCCUCAUUUGCACAUUUUUAUUUCAAUUUUGUUGGUAUGUUUUUUUUCUUCUUCACACUCUCAGCUAUUCGCUCUCGCGAGCUAUUCGUGUGUCUCGUUCUCAUUUCUGUGCAAUCUCGACCGGCCGUCUUUGUCUCGUUUAUUCCCUUCUUCUUCUUUUUUUUCUUCUUCUUGUUGCUGUUAUUCUCUCAUUUUCAUUUCAUUUGUCACUUAAAUUUUCGGUUCGUCGUAUUCUUGAUCGCCAAACAGUUUAGUGUCUUGUUGACUGUCAUGCCAAAGAGUUUUAAGUACAAAAUUGGCCUUCAAUUUACGCAACGAUCUACAUAUACAUGAGAGUAUGUCUCUCGAUGUGUGGAAUGUCAUUGAUUUUAUUUUUCGAGAGAGCGAGACAGAGUGAGAGAGAAGAAGAGCGCACUGCCAAACUGUGGCGCAUACAAUUAACUGCGACAACAACCACACUCAGUCCGCUUCAUCUCGUAUCUAGUGCGAUAGUGACGGUUUUGUGUGUGCGCGCGAAACACAUUCGAUCACAACUAGCGAAAAGAGAAGAAACAAAGUCAACACACGAAACAUACAACAAGGAACUACAGGCGAACGAAAGUAAAAGAAUGAAGAAAAAAAACCACCACACAAAUGAAAAAAAAAACAGUGACAGUGUUCUCCUCGGAUGAAGAAUGAAAAAGCAAGAGAUGAACCGUGCAAACACAGAAACGGCAAAGCCGAAAGAAAAUACACAAAAAAGCUAAAAAGAAUUUCAGCCAUUUCGGCUUGGUGUGACUUCCUUUUUCUUCCCAUAAUUAUUGCUAUUUUUAACGACGAAACACAACAAAUCCAAUAUAUACAUCACAAAUAAUCAGCGAAAAGCGCGUCAAAGGCAACAAAAUGAACACAGGCAGUGACUACGCGAAAAAAGCGAUUGUGAUGAAUCAAUAAGGAUAAAUCAAUUACGUAAAUGUGAAAUGUAUUUUGUGUCAAGAAAGACGAAAAAAGAAUCACACACACACACCUACAAACACACUGUGAAUAAAUGCUAUGUUCGUACGAUCAGACGCUUUAUGCAGUUUAUUAUUUAUUUAUGAAAACAAAACGAAAACUUUGAACACAAGAUACCAACAGAAAAAGAAAAAUAGCUGAAUAGCAAAUAAAACCGAAUUCGACGAGGGUAAAUGCUAAAAAAUGCAUCAAGUUUUCAUUUCAAAAGAUAUGCAAAUGUUUGUGCUGAUGAACAUUGGUGGAAAAUUCGGCGAUCAUUUCAUGCUGUUGCUGUUUUUGUGUUUUGUUCAUUGAAAUGGCUGAAUUUUCCAGUUAAGUUAGUGUAUACGAAGUGGAUGUGCUUAUUAUUUCACACAUUGUUGCAAACGAAAAGUGCACACAAACCGUUGUGAUCUGAAGAUGUUUCAUGUUUAUUUAGCUGUGACGUUGACCGUUGAAAAAAUAUCUAAACAGAUUUUUCGGUUGGGAUUUUUGUUUUGGCUGUGUUGCGCGCUGUUCUUUUUCGAACCGCCCAGCGUGUGAGAAAAAGCCAUUGUAUAAAUAAUAAUUUUUUUUCAUUCAACUAUUUCAAGAUGCAUGUCUCAUGCCAUUGGUAUUGACUACUGAGUCACAUCAAAACCAUGUGUUUUCCUCUCGCUUGCGUUCAAAACUCACAAUCUUUCGCUCAAUUUCUCGUCCUAUUUAUCUAAAGAUGAUUAAUUAUCAAAAAAUAAACGAGAGGGGAGGAGGGAGAGAAAGAACAUUGUCAAAUUUCGAGAAAAAUGGUUGACCAGUACAUUAAAUUUGAUUGCACAUAAGCAUAGCAACAGAUCAAAGCGCUUAGAGAGUUGUGCGCUUUUAUGUGAAGAAAUAAAAUGUAUUUCCAAUCAUGACAAAAUAAAACACACAUACAAAUAAAUUUGCAAAUACACACCUACUCAAAACUGUCGUCUAUAUAAACCUAUACAUUUAUUCCCACAACAUCGUCGAAAUGUAAUUGUAAUAAUAGUAAUUUAGUUGUGCGUUAGCUCAGAAUAUUGCUUCAACGGCACUUUUUCGGACACACUCUGCUCGAUUGCAAAAGAUAUGUGUGUGACUUUCAUCGAUAUCGAGUGAAAAGAGCAGCGAACUGCAAUUUUAAAUAUGAACGCAUGGGAAAAAGUAGCUACAUACAAGAGAUAGAAUUAACAUGCCAACAAUAACUGAUCUAAUUUACCCAAAAAGAAUUUCUGUUUUCUCUCAACGAUCAUUUGCCAUAUUUUGUUUGCUCAUUAUUGAUCACCGUUGCUAUUUUGUCUCAAUCUCUAUCGCAUUGCAUGACGUCGAUUUGCGUAAUCGAUCAUCGACAACAAUCUGUUGACUUCAAAAAUAACAUGGUUUUGUGUGAACGUUCGAUAACCAAUCAACGUUUUGUACAUUUACAUCAUGCAGACAUUUUGUCACCGACCGACCGACCGAACGACCAAAUUUUAUCUCUCUUUUUUCUCAAUAUUUGAAGGAAGUGGUUUUCUGUCCAUACUCGAGCCCUCUCAUAUCAUACACAUAAAAUCACCCACUUGUGUGUGUGUGUUGGCUCUCGCGAAAACACUCAAAUUCAUUGACGAGUGUGAAUGCAAAUAAAUGAUCUGAGAUAUCGGGCGAAAAUAUUGCGUUGAAUUUUAAACACGGCUGCUAAAUGGAACGUGUUUGUUUUCGUCUGUUCUCAAACAACUGCCAAUUUCACUGGUUUCAAAUGCCUUAAUCCAUAUUCAAAAACACAUCAUUGUUCUAUUCUUUGUUUGUUGUUGUUUUUGAUGGAUCGAGAGCGAGAAGAAGCGUCGGCGGUAUCGUGACCGAUAGUAUGACACUCUUAGUUGCCUAAAAAAAGUUGCGUUUUCGUUGAGGAAAAAGAGCAAAAAAAUUCGUAUUGAGGGCAACGAAUUCAUUAACUUUUCGUCUUGAAGUGAAUUUUUUUUAUUCGAAACAUGAACUUUUUCGAAAAAUUACUUCAAUCGAAGCUGUUUGCCGCUUAAACGAAAGGAUUAAUUUAUAAGCUUCAAUUGAGAGUUGUCGCGAAUACUUUCAACAAGUGAAAUUCAUUUGACGUAACAAUGGGAUAUCAACAGCGAUUUAUUGGUCUCACUUGAACAGAUAUUGCAAUCAACCCUCAAAGGGCUUUCGAUCGCUAUUCUCGUCGAUUAGCUAUUUUAAUUCGAACUCUAUAAAUGGUUGAAAUUCCAAAUCAACAAAUAUUUAUUGCACAAUAUUAUGGGCUUUGAUCGGUUGUGCUGUCCAAUUGACCAAUGGUUUUUGAUUGACGUCAUCUUCUAACAAAAGAUCAGCUGGUAAUGGUCUAGUCAUUUAUUUAUUGUUAUUGAAACAAUGCACAGCAUUAGCUAGGUCUAAUUAUUAUAUGGCACAAGAUAAACAAAAAAUACGAUAACAAACACACAACGCAUACGCACACACACGAUGUGAUGCUAUGAGCCAUACUUUAUUUUCUGAUUCGGACCAUAUCAAUUUUUGCGUUGAUUCGGUGCAUAUCGAUAAAUUCGCUCAAAUGAAUCAUCCGCAAGGCAAAUUGUUGAGAUAUAUUUUCGGAGUUGAUUUGUUCUUUGGUUUCGUAGUCAAGCGGCUGAUGUUAAUGUUGUUGGUGUCGAGCGAAUGUUGUUGUUGUUGAAUUCAGAUAAGUGUAGACAUAGUUUGUACGCAAAUUUCCUUCACUUUAUUUUGGAAAAACAAAGGUCGACACUUCAGUGAAACGAGAGAAAAAAAAAUGGCGUGCCCUCACGUGAACUCUUUAGUUUAUUUCAAGUGUGUUGGAUGGGUGUGUGUGUGUGUGUGUGUGUGUGUGUGCAAUGAACGCGGCGCUGUAUGGCGUUUGCGACAUAAAGUUGCGGCUGCGUUAUUGAAAUUAGCCUAGCUCAGUUGUUUUUUUCUCUCUCUUUAAACACAUGUUUUUUAUUGAUAUUUGUUCGUUUGAGAACGUUUCAGAUCCAAGGACGGUAUUUCGAAUGUUCUUUUUUUCUGUACUGAACAUUUCGUUCAUUGGCUGAUUUCAAACGACGAAUAAAAUGUAUUACGUUUCGGGCAAAAGAAGAGAAAAAAACUUGUUCUCAUCGAUGAUUUCGAAAAAUUCUUCUCUCACACUCAGACCAUAGCUCAGACCAUAUUUUGUGUGUGUGUGUGUUUCUUUUUUCUUCUUCGUCUGUGUUGCAAAUUUAUGCAUAAAAAAUUUUCAAAUUCAACGUGGAUGUUUUUUUGCAGCACACACGAACACAGACAUACACCAAGCCCAAAGCCAAUAUUUAAACGGUGUUUCAAAAUUAAAAUAAUCCACAUUGCGGCAAUAAUUUCGCCGAGAAAUAAAUUAGCACAUCCAUUUCCAUGCACAUUUUCAUUUCGAUUCGAUCCAAUUUGUAGUUUUCUUUGCUGUUGUUGCUUCUGCUGAUUUGAAUGUGAAAACAAAAUUCUCAUUGACACUGAAUAGACGAAAUAAGACAAAAGAGAGAAAAAAAAAUUAGAAGAAUAAAGUGAACACAAAACCGAUGUGUACAUAAAUAAUUUGAUGGACAAGUGAUUUCCGGUGACCCAAAUUUGAAUGAUGAUGUUAAUUGAAAAAAAUUGAGUGAAACACCAAGAAAUAUCUACAUAUAAGUGAAAAGAUGUGGUUUCGUCCACGCAGCCAGCCAAAUCAUGAGACGACGGAUCGAUCUCGAGUGGCAAGUAUACGAAACCGCAUUCGAUCGAAGAAAUCAGUAUCGAAAAAUGAGGCAGCCAUCAACAGUAAUCAAGAUACCAAUGAAUUGAAUGUUAGCAUAACGAAGCCAAUAACAGCCACAUCGAAUCGCAUCCGUGAUAUCGCCGCUGCGGCUGCUGAUGGCAGUGGUUAUGUACUACGAUCUCAAUCGGGCCGUCGAUUAUCAUUGCUGUGCAGCGAUGACGAUGACAGUGCAAAGGAUAAAAAUAAAAUGCUACGCGUUGAUCAAAAGUACAAGAAAAAUCGUGUCACAAAAAGUUCAUCGCGAAACAAAGUGGUGCCCGAAAUUAAGAUUGAAAAGCAAAAUUCGAGUAAAAAUUUAUUAAAUCCUGCGUUAAGUAUGCAACGAAAAGUGUCAUCAACACCGAUUCUCGAACCGGUCACAACACCGGCCAAAGUGAAAACAACACGGCGAAAUACCACAUUAAAUUUGAAUGCAUUGCUGCGCUACAAAUCGUUCAUUAGUGGAUCAACGAAAAAGCUCACAUCCGAUGAUUUCGAUCGAUUGCGUCGGAAAUCGCUUGGUGACACGGGCAAAAUACGACGCAAAUCCAAUCCAGAUGCGGAUAAAAAAGAUGAAGAAGAUGUAGAUGGUGUUGUUGUUGAGAGUAAAAACGAUGAUUUACAAACCUCACCAUCAUUUCAAUCGGAUAAAUUACUGAGUGAUGAUGAUGAUUUUCAAUCGUGUUCCGAAGAUCAAGUUGACUUUCAAAUGCGGCACUCAUUAAACAUACCUGAUAAAGGAUACAACAUUUCAAGUACAACCACCGCUAAAAAGACAAAAACUAAAAAUAAGAAAAAAGGUGUUUCUCUUUUAAAUGCAAAUAAAAAUUAAUCCGGUGGUUUUUUCUCUUUCUGCAGAUCGUCCUUCACAGGCAUCAGUGGUGCGUCAGCCAUCUGAUCGUCGAU
This is a messenger RNA of Sitodiplosis mosellana (orange wheat blossom midge), 9478 nucleotides long. RefSeq lists its product as uncharacterized. The record is from RefSeq and is a predicted model, not a curated record. Lineage: Eukaryota; Metazoa; Arthropoda; Insecta; Diptera; Cecidomyiidae. The coding region runs from base 8475 to 9404 and encodes 309 amino acids. The transcript is spliced from 2 exons.